AACCUCACGUCCCAACAAAACCCGUCUCUAUCGCCGACGGUUUAUCUCCGGCCGUCGGAGCUCCUUAUCGCCUCAUUGACUUCGCCGGGAACUCUCACGGCGAUGACUCCUCAGUCUCAUCGUUCUCCGGCGUGAUCGACGAUUUUCCGAUCGUCAGCGGCUUUCCAGUCAUUCCUGGUCGGGACUCGGAAGGACCUUCAAUCUCGCUAUUCUAGGUUUUUUCUCUGUCCGGUUAUACGUGCCCGUGGGUGUCGCAAUUAAAAUGAGAGUUUUGGUCGUGGUUCACCGAUUUGAUUUAUAGCUUUGGUGAGAAUAUGUGAGAGCUAUACGAACAGCUUGAUGAAUGAAUGCGAAAUCGCUUAACGAAAUUGCUUUUGCUUCUGUGAGUUGAGGAAGUUGAGUUGGAAUUUGUGUUGAUUGUGUUGAGAUUUGAUGCUGGAUCUCAAUCUGGAGGUCGGUUCGGCGGAAUCGAUUCAGGAGGGAGCAGACUCCGCCAGGGACAAGGGGAUUUCGGGUGUUGUGUCGAAUCAGAUGGAUGAAUCGGUGACUUCGAACUCCUCCGUCGUCAACGCCGAUGGGACUAACUGCGUCGACGGGGAAGAAGAAUCGUGCUCCACACGCGCCGUCACGUUCCAUUUUGAUAUACUGAAAGGUGGAGACAGAGAAGGAGAAGCAGAGAAGGAAGUAGUGAUGACCAAGGAGCUCUUUCCGGUCACUGGAGGUAACGGAAAUGGCAGGGGCUGUCUGAUUUCGGAGCAACAAAGUUGCAAAAACUCCGUUGAUAUUUCCUUCCAGAGUUGGAAACAAGCUGGUGAGAUUCUCGGACAUGGCGUCGGCGGCGGUGCGAAGCGGGAGAUGCAGCAAACUUCACGGCCGGUGAAGAAAAGCCGGAGAGGGCCAAGGUCUAAGAGCUCGCAGUACAGAGGCGUUACGUUCUACAGGAGGACUGGGAGAUGGGAAUCACAUAUCUGGGAUUGCGGUAAACAAGUAUAUUUGGGUGGGUUUGACACUGCUCAUGCUGCAGCUAGGGCCUAUGAUCAGGCUGCAAUUAAGUUCCGGGGUUUGGACGCUGAUAUCAAUUUCAGUGUUAGCGAUUACGAAGAUGAUACCAAACGGAUGGCGAAUCUUACCAAGGAGGAAUUUGUGCAAAUACUUCGCCGUCAAAGUACCGGCUUCUCAAGGGGUGGUUCAAGAUAUCAAGGAGCAAAAUUUGGCAGGGCUUAUGACAAAGCAGCCAUCGAAUGGAAUGAAAGGAACGCAACUGCCAAUAUUGAGGCUCGUGCUUAUCAGAUGAUACCUGAGGCAAGUAAUAGAGCUCAUGUAAAACUUGACCUCAACUUGGGAAUAUCUCCUCCUGUCGGGAAUUAUCCACAGCAAAAUGAGAGGAGCCUCCAGCUUCAUCGUGACCAUACUGAUAUUGUAGGUGGAUGGGACUCCAAGUUGGAGAACCGCAUGGCUGUUGCAGUGCACAAUCCGCCUUUCGAUUUCUUGAAGAGGGGUUCGGACCAUCCUAUUCCCUGGAAUGCAUCACCUUACCCUUGCUUUUCAGCCGAGGAAAGGAAACUGGAGGAAGGUAUCGUCGAGUCACGUUCUCGACAGCAAACGUUUCCUACCAGGAUAUGGCAAGCGCAAAGUCAGCCAUUGUUGGGCAAUGCAGCAUCAUCAGGAUUCUCAGUCUCGGCCACACCUUUUUCAUCCACCGCCUCUUUCCUUCCUCCUCGACCCUUCUCCAAUCUAACACUCUUCGGCCUCUACUUGGCCUCCCCAUCCACUGCGGGUAACACAUCUCACCCGUACCACCAUCUCAUGCAACCCCCACAUCCUCCGCCAUAGCUAUCAAGUGAAAACAUAAAUGAAGGAUCCAAUCAGGUUUCAGAUCCCGUAACUAUUGGAAGAAGCUGUCGGAACUUGGCCAUGAAUAGAUAGGCUUGAACCGGCGACACUGAGCCAAUGGAUUCACCUCAUGCGUACUAUACUACACUGUUCCAUUCUUUUUCUGUUUUUUUUUUUCUCCCUUUUUUUUGAAUUUUUGUAUUCGGGGUUUGUUUUUAGGUGGCAACGACAGAGACCCAAACCCGGAUUGUUUUUUUUUAUUACCGCGAUAUGCUUGAAAAAUUCGUGCUUUUUUCACGUGGGUAUUUCACUAACAAAUAAAUAUGCUUGAAAAUUC
Tarenaya hassleriana is the source of this 2170-nucleotide messenger RNA. RefSeq names its product AP2-like ethylene-responsive transcription factor TOE2. Gene Ontology annotation, molecular function: DNA binding; DNA-binding transcription factor activity. NCBI's taxonomy places the organism in Eukaryota, Viridiplantae, Streptophyta, Magnoliopsida, Brassicales, Cleomaceae. The transcript has 10 exons. Gene Ontology annotation, biological process: regulation of DNA-templated transcription. The record is from RefSeq and is a predicted model, not a curated record. The coding region runs from base 433 to 1833 and encodes 466 amino acids.